Iphiclides podalirius (scarce swallowtail) is the source of this 333-nucleotide messenger RNA. The record is from the annotation of a GenBank genome assembly. NCBI's taxonomy places the organism in Eukaryota, Metazoa, Arthropoda, Insecta, Lepidoptera, Papilionidae.
AUGGGUGUCGAUAUUUUAGGUUUUGCUUAUGCUGCAACUGUCGCCGCAGGAGGAAUAAUGGGUUAUGCUAAAGCAGGCUCCAUACCUUCACUAGGGGCAGGAAUUAUUUUUGGUUCAAUAUUAGGUGUAGGUGCCUACCAACUAAGUCAAGAUCCUUCAAACUACACAAUUAUGUUAGGGACAACAACAACUCUUGGAGGUCUUAUGGGCUACAGGUUUUACAACAGUAGAAAGUUUAUGCCGGCUGGCCUUGUUUUUUGCCUGUCAGUUGGCAUGCUUGCAAAACUGUUGGUGCAUAAUGUUGGUGCCAGAACAUCACCUGUGAAGGCGGGU